Molecule: messenger RNA, 6369 nt
Organism: Acanthochromis polyacanthus (spiny chromis)
Lineage: Eukaryota; Metazoa; Chordata; Actinopteri; Pomacentridae
Gene: rpgrip1l
Product: RPGRIP1 like
Exons: 26
Coding region: 130-3960 (1276 amino acids)
Biological process (GO): retinal rod cell development; non-motile cilium assembly
Cellular component (GO): photoreceptor connecting cilium
Source: RefSeq, a predicted model, not a curated record
AAAACUACAAAUCCCACAAAUCUCUUGGCACAGCGCAUGCGUUGUUGUACCAUAACGACAUGACGAGCGGUUGUUUUCAGUAGCAACCGUAAUUCCGAACUGACUAAAGUUGGCGUAAUAGAUUGAAAUAUGUCCUCUGUACUGGAUGAGACAGCAGCAGAUAUACCGGUCAAAGACAUCACAGUCACCCUGUCCAGACUUACAGCUGCUGCACAAGACUCGUCGGUGUACCAGCAUGCUCGGGCGCGACAGGACAUCUCCCGGGUGUCCAGGGAAGAGCUGGAGGAUCGAUUCCUGCGUGUCAACGAAGAGACGCUGCUCCUCAAACAGCACAUUAACAAACAGGACGACAAGAUUAAGAAACUGGGCACCAAGCUGAUGAGGCUGGUGAAGGACCGAGGCCGGAUGGAGCAGCUGGCAGCCGGAGGAGCUCAGCCGCUGUCCAGGGUUCGAGACGUGGAGAUGGAGGAGAUGAUAGAGGAGCUGCAGGAUAAAGUUCGGCGGCUACAAACCGAGAACGAAGGACUGAAGCAGCGCCUCCUACUGGCCAAGCAGCAGCUGAUCAACUCUCAGAGCCACAGGCCGACGCCGUACGGACACGUCCAGCCACGAGUCAACUCUGGACUGAAGAGGUUAGGAGACGGCGCCUCGUCUCCUUCUCAGGCUCGACCGAAAAGUACGAGGAGUUUGGAGGGAGGCGGCAGACCUCCGAUCGGUCAGCUGCCUCGGUAUGGACACAGUCUGCUGGAGGAGGCGAGGGCUGAAAUACGAAACCUAGAAAACGUGAUCGAGUCCCAGCGGAGCCACAUGGAGGAGCAGGAAGGAAUCUCAGAGCUGCUGAGGGAGGAACUGAGGAAGAAGGAGGCCGAGUACGAAGAGAAACUCCUGCAGGUUCGACAGCAGCAAACCUCCAAACUCAGGUCUCACGUCAGCAGCAACGUGACGAUGAUCAAACUGCAGAAGCAGCUGGAAGACAGAUCCAACGCCGUGGCUGAGCUGGAGGGUCGAUUCCUCCAACUGCAGGAGAGUCAGCAGACACUGAAGGCCAGUCAUGAAGCGGCGAUGGCGAAGGUGGACGAGCUGUCGGCUCAGCUGAAAGACGAGCGCCUCAAGAGUGUGGAUCUGGAGAAGCAGCUGCAGAGCUCGAGCAUUUCCAGGCUGAGGGUGGAGCAGCUGCAGGAGAGAAUCGGCGAGCUGGAGCAGGAGAGAGACCUGCUGAAGGACAACUAUGACAAACUGGUCAGCAGCGCCUUCGAUGUAUCUCAGCAGCAAAAAUGGCAGAUUCAGGAGCAGCAGCUGAAGUUACAGAUCUCUCAGCUGGAGACGGCGCUGAAGGCCGACCUUGUCGACAAAAACGAAAUCCUGGAUAAAAUCAAGGCUGAGAGAGAUACAAAUGAGAAGCUGAUGGAAGAAAAUAAGAAACUUCAGAUCCAGUUUCUGGAACAGAAGCAGCAGCUGGAGGAGCUGAACGGACGGAUGAAGUUCUACGACAGAGAGGGAGAUUACGACGUGGCUGAACUCACUGAGGCUCUGCUGCUGAUUAAAACCCGUAAAUCCCAGAAGAAUGGAGAUCUGGGCUUUCUGAAGGAGGUGGAGGAGGAGGCGAACGGCACCGAGAGCUCCGUCAGAGAGCUGAGAGCCGCUCAUGCUGAAACCAUCCAGGAGCUGGAGAAGACCAGAAGCCUGCUGAACGUGGAGAACAGGAUCAGCAAAGACUACAAGGCGGAGCUGGACGCGGCGCUACGGAAGAAGGAAAGUGAUAAAGUCGAGUACGAACAGAAGCUGGAACGUCAGGCUCAGCUGCUGGACACCAGGGCGGCAAAGAUCAGGAAGCUGGAAGCUCAGCUCAGAGAAAUCGCCUACGGCACCAAAACCUACGUCUUUAAACCGGACGUCACUGAUGAAGACGAAGCAGGCGAGUUCAACGAGACUCUGCAUCUAGAACGAGGAGAAAACCUGCUGGAGCUUCAGAUCGUCAGCGCCGCUCUGUCUCCGUCCGCCCUACAGGUUCUGGAAGAUGCCGAACCCACCACCUUCUGCACGUAUUCCUUCUACCUGUUCGACCUUCACUCCACUCCGGUGGUGACGGGACGCCAGCCCAGAUACGGCUUCACCUCCAGGUACGUGGUGAACAUGGACGACAGCUUCCUGGACUACCUGCACAGGUACUCGGUCACGGUGGAGCUGCAUCAGGCGCUCGGUCUGGACUGGAGGACGCUGGCGAGCGGACAGCUGAGGCUGCAGCAGCUGCUGGAGCAGGACGGGAAGAUCCACGGCAGCAUACCGCUGGUCGGAACAAGUGAGGGGUGUCGGUCCUUUGGUUCAGUGGAUUAUUGGCUGAGGCUGAGGAUCCCCAUGACAGAAACCAUCCAGCUGUUUAAGGAGAAGCUGAAGGCUGUAGGAUACAUCAGUCAACCUGCACAGCUGCAGCCGUCCAGCAGCAGCAACAACGAACUCUUCAUCACCGUCCAGCGCUGCUCAGACCUCCAGUCCAGAGGCUCUCAGCUGCCAAGUCCCUACAUCGUCUACAAGUUCUUCGACUUCCCUGACUACCCGACCUCCACCGUCCAUGACCGCUGUGAUCCGACCUUCAACGACAUGAAGUCCUACGCAGUCCUGAUGGACGUGGAUCUGGACCGGUACCUGCAGUCUGACCUCCUGCAGUUCUACGUGUUUGACUACAAGGAGGAGCAGAUGGAUACCUACCUAGGGAAGGCCAGAGUUCCUCUACUGGGACUGGUCCACAACCAGAGCGUCACUGGUGUGUUUGAACUGGUCGAUGCCACUGGUCUGCCUGCCGGCCACAUAGAAAUCACACUGAAGUGGAAAUCCACUUACCUCUGUCCACCAGAAUCUAUCAUGGCUACUGAAGAACCCAGAUUUAUUCCAGAGGAGAUAACUGUAGAGGAAACAUCAGGUCGAGAGCAGAAGAAAGAGACAGUGGAGGAACAGAAGAACCAGUCACAUCCGAAAGAUGUCAAGGAGAAAGACAAAGACCUCGAUCAAUCCACUUCUCAACCUCAAGCAGCUGCUGUUAAGGCUCCGCUUCCCAAACUCAGAAUGAAGACACUAGUAAAGGAAACACCGGCUGCCAAAAGAGUCACAUUUGUAGAAACGGCAUCUUCAGACAAACAGCUGGAAGAACGAAGCUCAGCAGCUUUUAUUAAGUCUGCAGAGAAGAGAGAAACAUCACCACCUGCUGUCAAGGUUUUGUCUAAAGCUCCUCAAAGCGCCACAGAGAAAGACGAUGAUGAUGAAGAGGAAGAAUCCCACGUCUCUGAGGGACAGCUGGUCCCAGCGAGCGCUCAGUCCGACUCUGACGACUCAGAGAUCUCUGAGGAAAUAGCUGAAGAUGUUGAGGAGGCUCCAGCAGCUGCAGAGGAUCAGAGCGAAUCGACUCAGUCCGACAGCGAUGACUGCAUCGUUCACGGUCAGGCCACAGGGAGGAAGCCGUCGGAGCGUCUGCGGGUGGAGAUCGUCUCUCUGAGCCUGAAGCCGGACUCUCGGGUGUCUCAGGACGUCAGCGUGGUUCGUCUGUUUGUCGAAUACUCCAUCCUGGACCAGCCCACUGAGGAGACCCCCCUCUCUCUGCCCAAACCUCCACCGGGACGGAGCAUCAACUACAACUACAGCAAAGUGAUUCCUGUCGACGCUGAAACCAACGAGGCGAGGCGGCGUCUGCUGAGGGGAGUCCUACAGGGUCGAAACCCUCAGAUGGAGAGGAUCCGGUUCACGGUGGUCAGCGAUCCUCCAGAGGAGGAGCAGGAGAAGGAGUGUGAAGACGUCGGCGUCGCCUUUCUGAGGAUCCCUGAGAUCCUGGAGAAACAACGAGACCCGAUGGAGGCCAGUCUGGACGUGUUGGACAUUGAGGACAGCCGUCAGCUGAUCGGAUGUCUGACCGUCUCUGUUGAAGGACUGGAGGCUCUGAGAUCCAUCAUGGAGGCCGACGACAGUGACUGAAGCUCCGCCUCCUCACCGUUUACAUCACUGCGAGGCAACAACAGUCAGAUCUCACCUCACAGUCAGGCAGCUGAGGCUUUAACACUUUUUAUCAAACACCGGUUCAGACUUUACAGUGUUUGUAUUUUGUAGAUAUUUAGAAAACAGUUGGAACAUUUUACACUCAAAGACUUUUAUUGUUUGCUAAAAUAAACACAGAUAAAACUGUUCAGACUGAAAUAUCUCAACACCUGCUGGAUGGGUUGUCAAAAAUCAGGUUUUUAAAUUUAGUUUCCACCAAAACAAGACUGGAAGAAGUUUGAUUAAAAGAAGGUGCUAAACCCCAAAACCUCCUGUCAGUUUUAAAAGUGUAUUUAUUGGAGAGUAUCACCAAAAUGACGCCAUCUACCCGUCAGAAACUGUAGGAAUAGAAAUAAUCUCCAACUUUCUGAUUGUCCUUGAACUGAUCGUCACAUGGGACGCACAAUUCCUCGAGAAAAAUUAACCAAAUCUCAGUUUGAAAUUAUAAGAUUUCAUCAAAAUCACUUUAUUCUACAUGGUUUAUUCAAAAAUUCUCCAAAAAAAAAGAUUUAGCACCAGAUCCCCUAAAAACACAAAAAUUCUGAGCUCUUCGGAGCAACAAGAUGAGCAUAACUGUGACGAACAGACAAAAAUCAAAGCUGCUGGAUCAAUAAAUAAAUGCAGCAUGGCUCAGAAACGGUGAACAGAGGAGCAAGUUGAUGGAGAUACAUUCAGCAUGGAGAAACAUCUUUCUACUGAUGAUGAGCAGAGUAGAGAGCAAAAGUCUGGAGAGGCUAAUUCAUAUUCAGAAUGACUCAAAUUUGGUCCAAAAUUACAUAAAGUUGUGCAAAAAUGACCUGAAAAGUGUCUGAAAUGACACAAACUCGCAUGAAAUGACCCAAAAAUGGUCUAAAAUGGCAAAAAAAACAAAACAACCCAGUGUAGAAUUCUUGGAAACAAUAUUAAAAAAAAUGCCUCAAAACUUGUCCAAAAGAUCACAAGAGAAAAAUGAAAGCUACUGGAUGAAUAAAUAAAUGCAGCAUGGCUCAGAAACAGUGAACAGAGGAGCAGGUUGAUGGAGAUACAUUCAGCAUGGAGAAACAUCUUUCUACUGAUGAUGAGCAGAGACUCAAAACUGGACUAAAACUUGUCCAAAAUUACAAAAAAAAACUCCACAAUGAUCAGAAGUUGUAGUUUUGAACAAUUUUAAGUCAUUUUGAAGUGGUUGGAAGUAAUUUUGGGCAUUUUUCAACUUAUUUUGGGCAAUUCUUGAGACAAUUUAGACCUUUUUUGGUAAAAUUCUGUUACUUUCACUCAACAGUGAACAGAGGAGGAAGUUGUGGGAAGAUACAUUCAGCAUGGAGAAACAUCUUUCUAAAGAUGAUGAGCAGAGUUUGUAGAGGUUGUAAAAUGUAAAUAGUUAAAUGUCAAGUAUAUGGAGCCACCACAGCUGUAGGAACAUAAAUAAGUUUUUGUGUUUUUAUUUUUUUAAAUGAUUUGUGGUGUUUUGACGGCAUCAUUCUGCACAGACAACACUUCUGAAUCCUCUCUACUUCUAGUCCUGAGUGUUCUGUUUCCAUAGAGGUGCAGGACUUUAGAUUGUAGUGAAAAAUGAAUCGACAGUGAGGAACAAUGUGACAGAAACUGCUUGGAGUUCAGAGGGUUAAACUUGAACCAUCACUAGGUCACCUGCAGAACAAAAUACUUUGACCAGAAUCAGCUGCAUUUACUGAUAAUUAUCUGACGUUAGCAUGAUGGACGAUGAUAAACAAGACACCUGCUAACGUUAGCGUGUUAGCAUUUAGCUUACAGCGCUGUUGAUUCUGCAGGAGAUUCUUUCAGAAAUCAAGGUUUCUUAUUACAUGUUUCAGCAGCAUUUCACUGGAUUUUGUUUAGAUUUAUUUAAACAAAAAAAUAGCCUCAAUGUGAAACCAUUCUGACUAAGAAAACUUUACAUUCUCACCUAAUUUCACCCGUUUAUAUCGUCUUUUAAUCAAAUCAGUUAUCUGCUGGAGGCUGAGACAAGACGGUAAAGGUGUCGUCUGUCUGUGGAUAAACUUAUUUAAGGGGCUAAUCUGUGAUCAAAUACAUCUGCUGAGGUCUGUAUUGAAUGUAAAUUAAGUUAUUUAUUUUGUAGAGCUUUGUAUGAAGACUUGGAGUGGCAGGUUUGUAGUUAAACUGUACAGCAGUGAUCUGUGUUUAAGGUGAUUUAAAGUGUUUAACGUGUUUCAGGUUUUAGUUUCACCUGCAGGUGAUGAAUUAAUCGUCUGACAGGUGAGAAACUCUGAACCAGGUGAGUCGACUCUAGAGGCAGUCAGAUGUUUUAAAUGACACAAACAGAAAUGUGCCUUAAAUUUGAUAUUUCCUGUAUGAUGUUUUGUAUUGUGCUCUAAUAAAGAGUUGUUUUUA